AAAAAAGAAAAGUAAUACAACGAGCUUCCGUUGGUGGAGUCUUCGGCGGUUUCGAGCCGUCAGGUGUUUUGUUUUCGUUUUUGCAAUUUGCGUCCUCCGGUCCUCCGCGUGUGAUCCUCAGCUGCAUGGGUUCCCGAUGAUCGUCUCGGUGAUCUGGGAGAGCCCGGCAUCGUGGUGCAAAAGUGCGCCACCCUGAGCCCGGUGUGCUGGCGCUCGCCGAUUCCCGCCGCCCCACCGACCGUGGAUACCGCCCCCCGUGCGCCCAAAGGUGUUUCGUUUAGGCUUACUCUUUGUCCGAAGCCAUGGGCGACAAGUCGUCCAACAAACCCUCGGCGGUGUUCGUCAAGCCCGUGCCCAUGAAACUGUUCGCGGCCUGGGAGGUGGACAAGACGACGCCCAACUGCAUCCCCAGACAAUGCACAUUCACGUUAACGAGGCUGCUGCUGCUCAAGCCGCUCGGCAAUGAGGUGGCGUUCAUCACCAUUGCCGUCAAAAUGCAGAGCUCCAAGAGGACUCUGCGCUCAAACGACAUCCUGCUCCCAAACACCGGUGGCCUCCUGGACACAGAGCUGGACCUGUCGUUUUCUUUACAGUACCCUCACUUCCUGAAGGGAGCCGGCGGGAGCAACAAGUUGCACGUGACGCUGCAGCGCAGGAAGCGGUACAAGAACCGUGCAAUGCUGGGCUACAAGACCAUAGCCACAGGCGUCAUCAACAUGUCGGAGGUGCUCCAGCGCCCCGUGGGGCGCGAGUUGGAGCUGCUGGGGGAGGAGAAGGAGCGCCCGGAGCCCGUGGCCCGCAUCCAGGUGGAAGCCCUGAGCACCCACCCGGUCCAGGAGGAGCCCUGCGACGCCAGGCACAAGGCGCAGGGUCAGGGCCCAGACGCUGAACGCUCUGGCGACAACACAGAUGAUGACGAGGACUCCUCGUCUAACGAUGAUGCGAGCGACAGCGCGCCGGAGGAGGCUGGCCACACCGACGCCCUCAUGCGCCGGCGACGAUCCUCUCAGAUGCGCAAGAGGAACAUCAAGCAGAAGUUCAUCAACCUGUUGAAGAAGUUCAGGGUCCCAGAUGCCGAGGCGUUUGAUGCGGAGCACUACCCGGAGGGCUUGGAACAGGAGCUGAUGCACAAGAACUCCAGGGACCUGGAGGACCUGCUCCUGGACGAGCUGGACGACCUGUCGGACAGCGGACCUGAGGGAGACAACAUGAGCCUGUCCUCCACCCCAAAGCCCAGCCUCAGGCCUUUCUUUUCCUCGUCAACUUUGGUGCCGCUGGAAGCAGAAAAGUCCCUGCGGCACAGCGACGAGAGCCUUCAGCGGGCGGAAUCGGACAGUGCCCAGGACACAGAGCCCGAAGAAGGAGCGAGUCCGCCCCACAGCGCGGAAGAGCGCGUCCACAAGGUCGUCGGCACCGCCCCGGCAGUGCCUACUCCCAGGGGGGCGCCGAGGGACUCGGACAGCAGCCCCUGGGUCCUGGACCAGUUGGGGCAGCUGUUUGCGGGCGACGAGGCGGUGCCCGACCGCCUGCUGCUGGUGGAGGCUCCCUGGCUGGCGACGGCACUGCAGAGGGCGGCCCUGCCGGGCGUCCUGUCGCUGGCGCACGGCGCAGAUCUGAAGGCGGCCUUGGCCGCGCUCGUGUCCAGGAUACAGAAGUUCUGCAACUGCAACUCUCGGGCCCCUCUAACGGUGCGAGUGGGGCUGCUGGGCUCGGACCCAUUCCUGCACUCUGUGGUGCGUCUCUACGUGGAGCACUUUUCGACCAAGCCCCCCGAGUGGCAGGCCUACCUGCGCUUCUUUUUCGUCCCCACAGGCCCCGGCAGCAGCCCCGUGGCACGCUACCUGAGCAGCGUGGACAACUGCUAUGCGUCGCUGUUUGGCGACUCCAGCUGGCGGGAGCUGGUGGAGCGGGGAUCCCCGGAGGCCCCCGAACUGGCGGAUCGCGUGGCGGACUACCUGUCAGGGGCGCACAGCUGCCUGCAGCUGCCCGUCGCGGAGGCCAUGGUCACCUACAAGGGACACAGCUCUGACGAUGAGUCCACGCAGGUGUUCAUCCCUUUCAUCAGUGAUGUCAAGAUAGGCGUCAUGGAUGGAGUCUCGUCCUCAGUGGACCUGGAGGAAGCCCUGCCGGGAAGCUCCCCUCCCGGGGGACCGAUGGAGCGUGAGAGCACCACCCCUCCCAGCUCGCCCAGCAUGAGCAGCGCGGGACUGGCGCCGGCGGGGGGCUGUCCAUCAGGGGGCCCUCAAGGAGAGGCCAUGGAUCUCCAGCUGGACUACUGGACUCUGGGACCAUCAGCCAGGAAGGGGGCAGAGCCUUCCAAGCUCACGCUCAAGGCCUGGUUCCGCUCCGUCCAGGUCUGGAGGUUGGCAAACACCAGUGAGGCCCUGGGUCCCAGCCUCACACUCAACUAUGUCACCAAGGAAAAGAAGCAGAAGAUCAUGCGCCUGGGCAAGAAGAAAGAGCGGGAGUCCGACCGCGACGCCCGCUGUCAGCUGGUGGAAGGAGUGCACCGGCUGAUCUGCUCCUGCAGAAACCUCCAGGCGCCACUCAAGGUCACGAUCGACAGCGUGGAGUGGACGGGAGUCAAGUUCUUCCAGCUGAGCUCCCAGUGGCAGACGCACAUCAAGUACUUCCCGGUCGGGCUGUACAUGGCACCCGAGCACAGCCAGAGCCACUAGAAGGGGAGGGACCCCGGACCAGAGGACAGCCACAUUCGCCGGCCCGUGCAGUGCGGACUCUCUCUUCACGGCGACCCGUGCGUGGGAGUCGAUCGAAAAGACAAUCGUGGGGUUGCACCCGCGUGUAGCGUUCACGAGGGCAAGAGGACCCCUAUUUAUUUGCGAGUUCUGGGGGCGUUGGUCUUCCAGCCAGGCACUCGAUUGGGUCCUGCCGUAGUCACAUGAUGUGCCAGGUGUCGUUGUGUUUGUAUGUACAUAUCCACCCACCCCCCUUUCCCUCGAGGGCGUCAUCGCCCCAAGGUUGUCUCCGUAGCCGCGCGCUCCGGGUCGGGAAUCGUGGCCUUGCGUUCCGACCGGAGCAGCACUGGAACGCCGGAUGUCGCGAGUACCGUAUUUAUUUGAGUCUAACACGCCCUCGAUUGUAACGCGCACCUAUUUUUCGUGGUCCGAAAAAAAAACGUGAUGACCUCAGUUGUUACGUGCACCAGAUUUUGUAGGUUGGAUAGAGAAAUGAAACUUUUUCUCACUUAAACAACGAAGGUUUAUUCUAAAUGCUUCAAUCUUGCGAUGAAAUGAACAGCGCUGUCUCUCUCCGGCGAGGUCGUCAUCACGACGCCGGUCCGGUGCAGCACCCGUGGGGCGGUAUGCAUCACUCGUCAUCGUUGUCGGACCACUCCUUAUCGCUGUCAACGGCCCAAAGCAUUUCACCUUCGGUGCCGUCCAUAGCGUUAGAAAUUCCGCACUUCUUGAAGGCCUUGAUAACCAUGGCAGACGGGAUCGUGCACCAGGCACCUUUCGCCCAUCCGACGAAGUCCUGCAGCGAGGCAAGAGCCUGGAAAACUAAACGCGCGUGAUGCAGCCCGAUUUCCACCGCUCUCCGCGCACAAUAUCAUUUUUCUUUUGAAUCCAGCAUCAUGGUGAAUGCGGCGUAUCUUUGCAGUGGGAACUUCCAUGCUGAUACGAAUGGAGCGGCCAUUUUGAAAUAUCGAUGGCGAUAUGGUAGCGCAGUUUUGGUUGUGGCGCGCAUAGAUUUUCGGACCUAUUUCCCCGUAAAAAAGGUGCGCAUUAGAUUCGAGUAAAUACGGUAAUCUUCGAGCCAGCGACCAGUGCUCCUACAAGUCUAGAGCCAGAGGAACGCUAUGGUUUGUCAUUUUGUACAGGUGGAUCUUUUUUUUUAGGCCAACGUUGGCGGUACUGUUUAUUUAAGUCAUCUGCGAUUCUCCGGUGUAUAACGAAAUGUGCGCGUAUUGGUGUCUCGAAGCAGUUUCUUUCGUUGUAGAUGUCUUAGCGUGAGUCAAUUGUGUGGGAAUUUAGGUGUCACAAUGUCGUCUACACAUUGUAUGUGGCGUUGAGAACAGAAGUAAUAAAUUAUUAUUUGGGUUUGUCGAGCGAAGCCAGGCUCGUGGCAGUUCGUACUUACCUAAUUUCUUUCAGUGUAGCUGCGGUGUUUGAGGACGGUCAUUAGCCUGACAGUGCUCCAGUAUCGCUGAGACAAAUUAGUUACCGUGAUCGCCUGAGAGAUGGCCCACCCAAAAUCGCGAGAAAAUUGGGCGAAAAUAAGGAGUGGGCUAACUUUCAGUGUACAAUCGAGAGUAGUUGAAAAAAUGCUAUUUUUAGGUUGUGUGUCUGUCAAACUUGUUAUUGCGGCGAGGGGCAAUAAAGCAAAGGUGACUGUACUUCCCAGUCA
Molecule: messenger RNA, 4365 nt
Organism: Ixodes scapularis (black-legged tick)
Lineage: Eukaryota; Metazoa; Arthropoda; Arachnida; Ixodida; Ixodidae
Gene: KrT95D
Product: phosphofurin acidic cluster sorting protein 1
Exons: 21
Coding region: 303-2678 (791 amino acids)
Biological process (GO): protein localization to plasma membrane
Source: RefSeq, a predicted model, not a curated record